Molecule: messenger RNA, 1065 nt
Organism: Hibiscus syriacus
Lineage: Eukaryota; Viridiplantae; Streptophyta; Magnoliopsida; Malvales; Malvaceae
Exons: 4
Coding region: 1-1065 (354 amino acids)
Molecular function (GO): nucleic acid binding
Source: RefSeq, a predicted model, not a curated record
AUGUCGAUGGUUGGAGUUUUAAAAGACUAUAAUUGUGUGAUAGAGUAUCAUCCAGGAAAUGUCAAUGUGGUGGCUCAUGCACUUAGCAUGAAGGAGAUUAUCGAUUUGAGGGUUAUGUUUAUUAAUUUGCGUGUGAUGGAUAAUGGUUGUUUAUUGGUAGAGUUGCACUUGAAUCCAACUUUGAUGGAGGAGAUUAAAGCAAAAAAAACCUUGUAUGUAACUUUGUUGCCUCAGGGUGUAUCAAUAUCUGUCAUCUCUGAUCUUGAUCCAAGAGGAUAUGUUACGGGCUAUGUGAUUGAACUUCGGGGUAGUUGGGAGGAUCACUUACCAUUAGCAGAAUUUGCCUAUAAUAAUAAUUAUCAGUCUAAUAUCCAGAUGGCUCUGUAUGAGGCUUUCUAUGGACAUAGGUGUCGUACACCACUCUGUUUGACUGAGUUGAGCGAGCAAAAGGUUUUAGGUCCACAGUUGGCUCAAGAGACAGAAAAUGUGAUGGCUCUGUAUGCUUUCUAUGGACAUAGGUGUCGUACACCACUCUGUUUGACUGAGUUGAGCGAGCAAAAGGUUUUAGGUCCACAGUUGGCUCAAGAGACAGAAAAUGUGGUACGUAUGAUUCAAAAUCAUCUUAAGUCAUCAUUCGAUCAUCAAAAUUCUUAUACAGACCUUAAACGUAAGGAGAUUGAGUACGAGGUGGGGGAGCAAGUAUUUUUUAAGGUCUCUCCGUGGAAGAAGGUGCUCAGAUUUGGUAAAAAGAGGAAACUAAGUCCCAGGUUCAUUAGACCAUAUCAUAUUCUUAAGAGAGUUGGUCAUGUGGCGUAUCAGCUUGAGUUACCUCAAGAGUUGGAACGUAUCCAUGAUGUGUUCCAUGUUUCUAUGCUUCAUAGGUACAUGUCAGAUCUGUCGCAUAUAGUUUCGUUGGAAGAAAUUGAUGUGAGAAAAAAUUUGACUUUUGAGGAGCAAGUUAUGAUUAUAAGAAGAGAUGAGAAGGUCUUAAGGAAGAGGUGGAUUCCCUUGGUCAAAGUCUUUUUGGAGGAAUCACGAUUCGAAAGAAACGACUUGGGAACCUAA